GCAGUUUGAAUAGCGGCGGGCUUUCCUUCUUCUACACCAUGUUCUGAAAAACCUCCUUUCCUUCACCUUCUCGGGUAGUUUUAGAACUCUUUCUUCUUUCCCUAGCUAGUACGAGACCUCUGAGAUCUUCUGUGACCGUAUUUGACUCGAAUUCUUAGUUUAGUAAUAAGUUUUGUUCCCCGUAAAGAAAGCCAAACGAAUUUGAACUUCAUCUAACAUGGCCGCGUUUCGACAAAGAGCAGAGAGUUUCACUCUCGAGUUCCCGAAUUCUCCUAUGGAUGCUGUUCCUAGCGCUGUUCUUUCGCCAAUUACAGAGCUCUCCAUGAAUCUUGAACACAAUUCAAUCAGCAUGGGUAGAACUCCUAAAAGAAAGCUCUCACUUUGUAACCUUGGAACGCCAAGCACACCGAAUCCAUCUCCUUGUUUUCUACGAACACUGUCCAACGAAUCUGGUUACUGCCCUUCAUCUCCAGGUUGGCCUGGCUGUGAAUCACCAACAUUAGAAAUUUUGAAGACGACGACAGAGCGCAAAAAAUCGUUCCAUUUGAAUCGACCAUGUUUUCAGAGAUGGAACUCCUCUCCCGCUGGCACAGAAAAUGAUCAUAUCAGCAAUAAAGAAAAUCUUCCCAUCAAUACAGACGAGUCAUACAAUCAAGAGCCUGGCUCCUGUGAAAAGAGCAAAGAGGAAUUUGUGUUCACUAGACCAAGGGUACCAUCAUUUGUUAGAAGGUUUUCUGUGCCUAACAGAAAUGGAAGACCCUGUCCUCAGCGCUCCUUUUCAGAUCCAACAUCAGAGACAAUUGAUUUUCCAAUGGAACUUCUAUCACCUUCCAAGUCUAAUGACAGCCAAGAUAGUGCCUGUUAUGUUGAUUAUGAGGGAGAUGAUGGUUUUAUCGAUGAUCUAGUUGACCAAGACGAUGGAAAGGAUGACAAUGCAAGUAUGCCGUCUGGAAUGGCAGACCUUUUGAGUGCUCCAUUUGUUCCAGAAAAGAAUUCUCCAGAACUAAGUGAUUGUAAUAGUAUAAUAAAUAAAUUGGACACACCCAAGCAAUUGUCUUUCAACUCAGAUGUCCGUCCCAGAGAUUUAUUCAACAUAGCAAAAGAUAAGGGCAGGCAUUGUUCAAGUACCCUCCUUGGGUCUGACAUUGAAAAGGGUGCUUUAAGACCAAGAUCAAAGUCAUUUGCUCUCAAGAGACCAAACCCACCUCGAGAUGCUAAUCCCAUGGAAAAGAAAAGAUUAAGGCAACGUUGUAUGUCUUUGGUAGAAAACAAUGGAAUGUUUCCAUCACCUCUACUGAAUAACCGGCCAUCAUUUAAGCACAGCCCACUAAAGAAAUCAAAGUCAGAAGUAUUUGAAAACAGACCGGACUUGUCAUUAGGAAACUUUCUGGGCACAAACAAAAAUAUGGUUGGAGAUUUCACCAGGCCAUACACCCUACCUACUUUACCAAUUGGGCAACAUCAAGACUUGAAGAGCAUCACUCCAGAGACUGUUGCAAGAGUUAUAAGUGGAGAAUUUGAAGAUAUAGAAGCUCAUAUUAUUGAUUGCCGUUAUCCCUUUGAAUAUAAGGGUGGCCACAUUAAGGGUGCUAUCAACAUUUACAGAAAGGAAGAUAUGUUUGAAGAAUUCUUAAAGAAACCUAAGCAUUCUGGUAGCAAGAAGGUUAUCCUGAUCUUUCAUUGUGAAUUCUCUUCUAAAAGAGGACCAGACAUGUCAAGAUUCUUACGUAACCGUGAUAGAGAUAUUCAUGGUAAAGACUACCCAGCACUAUAUUAUCCAGAAUUAUACCUAAUAGAAGGAGGAUACAAGGCUUUUUUCAACAAUCAAAAGGAAUACUGUGAUCCACAAGAGUAUGUUUUAAUGCUUGAUGAAAACCACAGUGAGGACCUAAAGUUAUUUAGCAAGAGAUCUAAAUCCUGGUCAGGGGUACAUGGAAAGAAAGGCUUUCGUCCUGGCUUGAAUUACAGAUGAAUAAACAGCACAUCCUUCUUUACAGUAAUUUACAUCAUACAUGACCAGUAAAAUAGACAUUUGAGAGACAAAUUAAUAAAAUUCAUUUAAAAAAAGAAACUUUUAGGGAUAUUUUGCUUUAAUUUUUUGUGACUUUGUUUAUUAAUGUUUUUUCCUGAAUAAUAAAGAUUGGAAUACCUUUUAAAAAAUGUCUAAUUUACUGGUUAUAUAUGAUAGGCUUUAUUUCUAUCUUUUCUGGGGCUUAUCUUCAUUCUAUGACUCUUAAUUUAUUUGCAUUGCAACAUUUUCAUAUUAUACAAUCCUUUCUUUUGAUUGUUUCCAUGACAAUGAAACAUCAAGAAACGCACAAUGUGGAAAACAUUCUCACAUUAAUAUUUGUUAAAUCAUAUCAGGAUGUCCACUUGAUUCACUGGAAAAAUUGGUUCUUCUACUGAGUAUUAUACUUCUACAACAUCUUGUAAUAUAAAUUCAAACUUUACUACAGCAAUUAUAGCACUUGUUACAUUACACCCAUUCAAUGAUGUAACACAAUUUGUGAUUUUUAGAAUUAUUAUUAAUCAAUACUAUCAUUUAAUGUAAAGAAAGCUGUGCUUUUUUCUCCUUUUUUUUGUAUUGACCUUUUGUUUGAUUGUAACAAUUCUUCCCAAUUAUUUGAAGUACAUUUCUUAUAAUUGAAGAGGCUGGCUUCUCUUCUCAUAUGUAUUAACAACUUAACAAAGAAAUAAUUUUUUUAAAGAGAGGCUAGUGGCUUCUAAUAUGUGCUUGGGGAGAUGUUUAUGAAGAAAGAAAGAGUUUUCUUUAUUUUUCAUUAAUUAUAUACAAAUAAAAUCAAUGCUAUUUCCAACAGAAUUUAUCAAAUUAUAUUAUGAUUAAAAUAUUGAAACAAAAGGUCCAUACACUUAUAUAAAUGCACCAACAAAUAACUCCAAUCAUAAUGCUUAGUACAUAAAGAAGUAGUUGCAUUAGAGUGGUUUUCAUAAACCUGUGAAAUACACUUUAGCUUAUUUAAUACUGUUACACUCUAAUUCUUUUGUUCUCUAAUGUGUUUAUCUAUUACACUCUAAUUAGUACAGUAAUGAUGAAAAGAUAAAUUAUACACC
Messenger RNA from Actinia tenebrosa (Australian red waratah sea anemone), 3072 nucleotides. RefSeq names its product M-phase inducer phosphatase 1. The record is from RefSeq and is a predicted model, not a curated record. Lineage: Eukaryota; Metazoa; Cnidaria; Anthozoa; Actiniaria; Actiniidae. Gene Ontology annotation, cellular component: cytoplasm; nucleus. Gene Ontology annotation, molecular function: protein tyrosine phosphatase activity. Gene Ontology annotation, biological process: positive regulation of G2/MI transition of meiotic cell cycle; protein dephosphorylation; positive regulation of G2/M transition of mitotic cell cycle.